Oncorhynchus kisutch (coho salmon) is the source of this 6503-nucleotide messenger RNA. RefSeq names its product cadherin-7-like. Bases 224 to 2620 code for a protein of 798 amino acids. Gene Ontology annotation, cellular component: plasma membrane; catenin complex; adherens junction. The record is from RefSeq and is a predicted model, not a curated record. The transcript is spliced from 11 exons. NCBI's taxonomy places the organism in Eukaryota, Metazoa, Chordata, Actinopteri, Salmoniformes, Salmonidae. Gene Ontology annotation, molecular function: beta-catenin binding; cadherin binding; calcium ion binding. Gene Ontology annotation, biological process: adherens junction organization; cell-cell adhesion mediated by cadherin; cell morphogenesis.
CUUGGCAAGCAGCAAUCACAAUCCAUCCGUCUGUCUGCCGAAGGAUACACUUCCUCGUUAAACACCACCUGGAGUGUCUCUUCUGUUGACCCCCCCCCCCCAGUUUAUUCAGUGAAUGGUGGACAAGGCCGGUGGAUGGUGGACAACGCCGGUGGAUGGUGGACAACACUUCUUCUUGAGUCUUUUCCAGUAAAAUUUCAACAAACAAAUUGUAUCAAAAAAGAUGCGACUGAACUGUCCCCCCAUGUGGAGUGUGAUUAGCGUGUUGACUGUGCUCGUACCCCUUUGGGAGAUGGGCUGCUCUGGCCUGACCUUGAACUCAGUGCCCCUGCAUCAGGUCGGGAUGUACCAAAGGAGCGGCGAAGGGGGGGCACACCCCAGGCAGAGGCGCAGCUGGGUGUGGAACCAGUUCUUUGUGCUGGAGGAGUACAUGGGGGACGAGCCACUCUACGUGGGCAAGCUUCACUCGGACGUGGACAAGGGUGAAGGGCAGGUGAAGUACGUACUCAACGGAGAGGGAGCUACCUCCAUCUUCACCAUCGACGAGAACACGGGUGACAUCCAUGCCACCAAGCGUCUGGACCGCGAGGAGCAGCCUUACUACACGCUCCGGGCUCAGGCCAGGCACCGCCACACCAACCUGCCCGUGGAGCCAGAGUCUGAGUUCGUCAUCAAGGUCCAGGAUAUUAACGACAAUGAGCCAAAGUUUCUGGAUGGACCCUACUCAGCCAGGGUCCCCGAGAUGUCCCCAGUGGGCACAUCUGUGGUGACGGUGGUAGCGACUGAUGCGGACGACCCCACAUAUGGAAACAGUGCCAGGGUGGUCUACAGUAUCCUUGAGGGCCAGCCCUACUUCUCCGUGGAACCAAGAACAGGCGUGGUCAGGACGGCUCUGCCCAACAUGGACCGCGAGGCUAGGGAACAGUAUCUGCUCGUCAUCCAGGCCAAGGACAUGGUGGGUCAGAUGGGAGGACUCUCCGGGACCACCUCUGUCACGGUGACGCUCACUGACGUCAACGACAACCCACCACACUUCUCUCGCAAGAGUUAUCAGUUCAGCGUGCCCGAGUCCCUGCCGGUGGCCACGACGGUAGCCAAGAUAAAGGCGCUAGACUCAGAUGUGGGACCCAAUGCUGAGAUGGAAUACAGGAUCAUGGACGGGGACGGUCUGGGACUGUUCCGAAUCACCCCCGACCCAGACACACAGGAGGGCCUCAUCACUCUGCAAAAGGGCCUGGACUUUGAGACCAAGUCGAGCUACACCCUGCGUGUCGAGGCGUCCAAUAGAAACAUCGACCUGCGAUUCCUGUCCCUGGGGCCGUUUAGCGACACAGCGACAGUGCGCCUCAACGUGCAGAACGUGGACGAGCCGCCUGUCUUCUCCUCGCCGUUCAGCAAGAUGGUAAUCUCGGAGGAGGCAACGGUAGGCACCACCAUCGGGACCAUCUUCGCACACGACCCAGACUCCACCAACAGUCCCAUCAGAUACUCUAUAGACCGCAACACCGACUUGGAGCGUUUCUUCAACAUAGACGCCACCACCGGUGUCAUCAGCACCGCCAAGCCCCUUGACAGAGAAGUUAACGCCGUACACAACAUCACCAUCUUCGCCACGGAGAUCCUGGACCCAUUGCAAGUGGGAAAGGGUGUAGUUCUGAUCACAGUGACGGACAUCAAUGACAACGCGCCUGUCUUCGCCAUCGAGUAUGAGACCUACCUUUGUGAGAGUGCCAAACCUGGACAGGUCAUUGAGACCAUCAGUGCUGUUGACCGAGACCAGCCUCAGAGUGGACACCGCUUCUUCUUCUCCCUGACCGCUGAGGCUGCUGGGAAUCUCAACUUCACCCUGAGAGACAACAAAGACAACACGGCUUCUGUGCUGACCAAGCGAGGGGGUUUCCAGCGCCGCCACCAGAAUGUGUACCGCCUCCCCGUCCUCAUCAUGGACAAUGGGAGCCCCGCCCUCAGCAGCACCAACACCCUGUCCAUCCGGGUGUGCGACUGUGACCCUGAUGGGAUCCCCCAGUCGUGUGGGAGUGAGAACUCCAUGCUCUCAGCGGGCCUCAGCACCGGGGCCCUCAUUGCCAUCCUCGCCUGCAUCCUCACACUACUGGUGCUGGUCCUGUUGAUCAUCACCAUGCAGCGACGGAGGAAGAAGGAGCCCUUGAUCCUGGACGAGGAGCGUGACGUGCGCGAGAACAUUGUGCGCUACGAUGACGAGGGCGGCGGCGAGGAGGACACCGAGGCCUUUGACAUGGUCGCUCUGCGCAACCUCAACGUAGUCCGUGAGAACGGCAGCAAGAACCGCCGUGAUGUCACCCCAGAAGUGCCCACCCUCUUCUCGUCUUCCCGGCCACCGCCGGACAACGGCAUCUUCCGCGAGUUCAUCUGGGACCGGCUGAAGGAGGCCGACGUGGACCUGUCAGCACCGCCCUACGACUCACUGCAGACGUACGCCUUUGAGGGCAGCGGAUCAGCCGCAGAGUCCCUCAGCUCGCUGGAUUCCCUGAGCAUGGACUCAGAGCAGAACUACGACUACCUCAGCGACUGGGGGCCACGCUUCAAGAAACUGGCAGACCUCUAUGGCCACAGCGACGGCGGCAACCUCUUCGUCUCUUAGCCCUCGGUUGAGCCCCGCCGAACCAUCAGCGCGGACAACAGAACAAACAAGUGAAGUAAACAGAAGGAUAUGAAUAAGGAUACAAGAAAGGACAUUUUAGAUGACGAUAGGAUGAUGCUGUACUCUGAGAGGACAUUUGAUUGGUGUGUAUAAAUGCAUCAAUGUGGGUUGAGAAUUAACUGUAGGAUGGUGGUUUUCCAUUCAAAAUGCUUGUUUUGGGCACUCUGCAUACUGGCUAGAUUUUUCAAAGGAUGACAUUUUGGAGAUUUUGUUUGUAACGUUUUAACAUGAAAUGAUGCAAAGCUUAAAAUGUUGGGACGGCCUCCAGACCCGUUGGAAGGACCUCAACGCACAAAUGUCCAGACAUUCUCAUGUCACAGUGACGUUCAAACGGAACAAGGAGUGAACCGAUAUCUAUGCUUCAGUGGUGUUACAACAGUGACAUUUUCAAGUACAACAUCUUGUCAUGGUGAAAUGAGUAGCCUGACCUCUUCAACUGGCCCUGUAGUCUGUCCCAGGGUUCACUAUGAUCUGUAACAUUUGUUUCAAACUGAUAUUUAGAGGUUCACAGCUUUGCUGUAAAACCUAUUGUUAUUCUUAUAUUAUAAUGUUUUCCUUGACAUGGUAAAAUAACUCAAGCAUAGAUUGAUAACUUUUGUUUGAAUUCGGCACACAAAAACUAGAGGCCAUGAGUAACUUGGUCUAAAAGAAUGGUACUGAUUGACCUAUAGGUGGCGCUGUUAUACGCAGUCUCAUUUAAACCCUCAUAUCCGCCGCCCAGUAUGACCUACAGACUUUAAACUUUGUAUGUAGGUGUCUUUCCUCAUACUGAACAAAUUUACCUCAAGGACCCAUAAGGCCAGCCAGGAUAGAUUUUCCUACAUCUUGGACAUUUUGGAAAACCUUUGAAAACCGUAAACUCAUGAUAUAAAUAAGGGAUUGAUUAACAGGGCUGAGUAAUUAUUAAAUCUAGAAAUCUGAUUUACGUGUCCAUUUAAAUCCUUUGUAAAUCCAUUUCACAAUGUACUAUCAAUUUGCAACUUCUUAGUGUCAUCAAAGACAUUACCAUGAUGAACCAUGUUAAGUUUGGCAUUGAUAUCGUAAAGGCCGAUUUUAGCCGUUUUUAUAUCAAAUCAUUUCUUGUCAACAAUUAAAUACCUUACUGUAAUAGUUUUCCAUUGAAAUGGACAAUAGUUUUUAGCAAAUAACUAUUUCUCAAGCAAGACCCCAUGGUGUAUGUGGGGAUGGGAAAACUCAAAACUAGCUGUUAUUGGCAGGGAGGUUUGGAACUCUUUGUUAUUGGUCUAUUAACCAAUUUACCGCCAGGUGAGAUCACCAGGUGGUAAAUUGAACUCCCACCCAUGCAAACCUUCUGAUUUAGAACAUUCAGUGUAGAUUGUAUUUUCAAAACAUGGCAGAGUUAUUGACACAUUUUUUUUUUUAUACUGCAAAUAAAUUCCACAGUGGCCUGUCAACAUGAAACUAUUAUUGACAUCCCGAAAAUUAACCACACUUAAUUAUUAUUAACAACUCAUUCUUUUCAUAUGUAACGCUCAUGCUCAACCACAUUCACCUCAUAAAACCAUACGUCACUUUCACUCCAUAUUUUGAUUGCACUUAAAGGAAGAUGCUUCCAACAUGAUAGAGUGCUUUGUUAUUCAAUUGAUCUUGUGUCCUUUGUCAUCCUCCGAGCCCUGUUCAUUGCUGCUGGCAGGCAGUUAUAUUUAUGGAAGAGAUUCUCAAAACAGGAUAAAUCCUUAUGGAUUUUACAGCAGGUUUUCAUCAAUGGUGGAUUUGAUCAAUUCAGGCUUACUCUGGUCCAUAUUCAGUAGAGCUCACUGUAGCAACAUUUUUUGAAACAGAAAACAGAAAUGGGUGUUUCUUAUUCGACCGGUAGUCUAGUAGUCUCUCUCCCUUUUCUUCCAUUUGGUGCCUACCGAACACGGUCACGAUCUACAAUCCUAUAACGGUAUCUAGACACCUGUCCGAUUUGUCCGCUCUCACGCUCAAGAUCCGAAUGAACAUGCUUAGAGUGUCACAAUGCCUCUGAACGGUGUAGCAGGGAAGGUGAGAUAAGACAAAGAGACUGGGGUUGGGGGGGUAGCGAUGAAGAGAACACUAUCAUGUCACAGCCUGGAAGCCUUGUAAACAUCUGCAGUGAUUGCACCGUAUCGGUAAGUUCAAAAUUUAAAGCUGUUGUGGUUGUUUUAUCUAUCCUAUGAGGUGUUCUAGCAACCAUGAUGGUUAAAUUUUUUUUUUUUUUUUUUUUUUUUACGGAAACAUAGCUGUAACAGCAUUGGAAAAUACAGUUAGUGUUGGGAAACGAUUUACAGCAAAGCUGUGGGCACUUGUAAAAAUACUAAGCCAUGGAGAAUGUCAACUGUUAUUUUGCAUGCAGUGAGUAGAAAUGGAACUGUGGGAAAUCCAGGAUGGAAGAAGCAAGGCAAAAAACAGCUGGGAAACAAAACAAAUCUAGUGUUUGGUUAAGAGCUCUGAUGAGGCCUUAUACAUUUGAUGCUCAUUAGAGAAAACAUUACAACCUAAAUGGAACCAACACAGUUCUGCAUAUCCUUUUUCCCACUAUCGUGCUGACCCAAACCGUACAAUGUUGGCAAUAUAUUUUUUCUCAUUGUUCCAUUUCAACAGUUUCAUCAACUAUAGUGGAUGUGUAACUCCCCCCCCCCCCUGCCCAGGGGUUAUUUGAGUUACAUAAAAACAAUAAAACCUUUUAUAGGAUUCUUUUCAGUUAGAAAAACACAUUUAAUAAAUACCUUUCGGGGUUUUCAAUGAUUACAUUUGAGCUAAUCUCUACCACAACUGAUAAUUAAGUAAUUCUGCUUCCAAAGUGAUGAUAAUGAAGAUUGAGGUUAUUUUCUUUAGUGAUGGCUGUCAUCGUUAAGGAAACACAAUUAUUUGUUAACUGUCUUGCUAAAUGGAAUUUUAAAGAGAUAUCGAAAUCUCGUCAGGCCUGGCUCAAAGUUUUAAUAAAUAUACAUUUAAUUCAGCAGAUUGCCAGAGAUCAUCUGCACUUGGAUGAGACACUAGGGGAGAGGCUUCGCUUUACCACACAAAUUAGUGUAUACAGAAAGAUAUAUACACAAAUUAGUGUAUACAAAAAGAUAUAUACACAAAUUAGUGUAUACAAAAAGAUAUAUACACAAAUUAGAACUAUUGUCAAUAAUAUUAUGAGUUUGUUCUAUAUUUCUUUGGUGUAGAAAGUUGGAGAAGCAUUUCAUUUGCACACAUUCUUAAAUUGACUCAGUUGUUGUUCUUGUUACGGUAUUAGAAUACUGCAAACCCUUAGGUUUGCCACGGAAUAUUGAUGUCAUAAUUCAUUUUUUAAAAGAACUUAAGAAUUUAGGAGUACCUGCACUUCUCUUUCAUUGGGAUAUUUAUUUUUCCUAUUUUACAUUAUGGAAACAACUUCAUGAUUAUUUGGUAGAUGUUUUUUUUGGGGGGGGGGGAGUUUGUUACGAAAGCAUUGUAUGUACACACGGCUUGUUUUCACUCUGAUCUAAGGAAUAUGACACCUGGUGAAUAUCAAAGUGGCCUUGCCUGUUUAGGAAAAGAGAAAAUGGACAACUGGUGUCAAGUGGCUGAUAAGGUGUUCACAUGAGGACAUCCUCAGUCUCAGCAGGAUUUGUGUCCGUCUCACCGUAGACUGACGACAUUCUGAACCCCAACACAACUCAACACUACUCAGCAGACAAUCACUGCUCUGUUUGUUUUCUCCCUCAGCCCAGCCAGUCUUGUGUAUUUGUGCAUAGAGAGAGGAAACUGAAUCUCACCUUUUUUUUGUUGUAAAGGAACUGUAAAGGAAAUGCCGACAAUGGCUCUUGACUGUAAGUCACCUGUUCAACUUUCAAUAAAGUCCUAAAUAUUG